This is a messenger RNA of Kickxella alabastrina, 1286 nucleotides long. RefSeq lists its product as uncharacterized. Bases 383 to 1231 code for a protein of 282 amino acids. Gene Ontology annotation, molecular function: protein binding. The record is from RefSeq and is a predicted model, not a curated record. NCBI's taxonomy places the organism in Eukaryota, Fungi, Kickxellomycota, Kickxellomycetes, Kickxellales, Kickxellaceae. The transcript has 3 exons. Gene Ontology annotation, biological process: cilium assembly.
UGCUAGGCAAAUAGCUAAGAAAAAUGCUUGUCGGCUCGAUUUUGAGCCGAACAACCACUCCUGUUUCUCCUCAAAACAAUGCAAGCGCUUGUGACGCGACAUCUUGUCAAUUGCUACAAUUUCUUUUAAAUGCUUUUCUCACGGUCGCAUCCCUCAUUUCCCUGUUCUAUAUUCUAAAAAAAGCCUGUCCAAUUGUCAACCGGGACUCCAGCGAAUUAAAUGUAAUGAAUUGAACAUCGGACUUGGCCGCAUGAUUCCCUCCCAAAUAUUGUUUUUUCUCACGUUGUCAAAUACACGAAGAAAGUGAAAAAAAAAUUAUGCGGCCAAGACAAAUAUCGCAGUUUUUAUAUCUUGGCAAUUGCAAGAGGCCUUGGUUGCAUGAAUGCCACCAUGCAAACUGGACUCGGUGAAUGAAUAUAAUACUAUCUUGACUUUCUUCAAUCAUUUUUGUUUCCUCACAACUUUACGAAAACCAAGCCGAAGGACUUGUAUUGGCACUCUGAUCACUGUUAUUUUAAACAUCAUUCUACCCUAUUCAAGCACUAUUAUGGUUGAUGACACCCCAAGCUCACACACGGCCAGUAGCAGCUGUGGGCAAGGCAGCCAGUCGCCCAACAUCAAUAUAUCCGCGCGCGACUCUAACCUCGUUGACAUUCUAUUCAGUAGCGCGCUUGACGGCGAGUUCGUGCGAGACCAGAUCUCAGGAACAUACCAGCAGCCCAGCGUAAAUCCAGACCCCAACACCGAGCCAAACCUCCUAUCUGAGCGGGAAAAGGCGUACUCAAUCGACCCCACGCUUAUCACUCGUCUGCAAACCCUCGAGAGCCAAGCCAUCCGCACAGCUGAAUCCGGCGACAUCAGCCAAGCAAUUGCCCAGCUGACGCAAAUAAUCACCGACUGUCCGCACUACGCGUCAGCGUACAACAACCGGGCCCAGGCACAUCGCAUCCAAGGCCAGGAUGACCAAGCGCUGGAGGACCUUGACCUGGCCAUCAGUUAUGCGCAGGACGAAAAGACGCUGGCCCAGGCCUUUACACAAAAGGCCAUUGUUAUGCGCGGCAGGGGCGACCAAGACGCAGCAUUUUAUAACUUUUCGAUGGGUGCAAAGUAUGGAAACGAGGUCGCCAAGAUGGCUGCGCCAAAGGAAAACCCGUAUGCUAAGCUCUGCGGCAAAAUUGUCUCCGAGGCCAUGCGGCAGCUCCUUGUGCCGGGACAGCAGCAAGACGAUUAGGCUUUGUGUCAGAAUAUUUGUGAAAAAUUAUUAAUAAACACAAUCAUUGUAAAUA